Messenger RNA from Rhododendron vialii, 1153 nucleotides. RefSeq lists its product as uncharacterized. The record is from RefSeq and is a predicted model, not a curated record. NCBI's taxonomy places the organism in Eukaryota, Viridiplantae, Streptophyta, Magnoliopsida, Ericales, Ericaceae. The transcript has 4 exons. The coding region runs from base 1 to 1134 and encodes 377 amino acids.
AUGUCCUCAAGUUCAGUUAGUUCAGGUUGUAGUUUGACGAGAAAGUGCCUUUGUGGUGAUGAAGUUGUUUUGAAGCCUUCUGGAACUGAUUUGAAUCCUAGUAGGAGGUUUCUUGGGUGUCCUAAAUAUCCGAUUAAGUAUAUGCAAGAGAAAGCCAACUUCUUUGAGGACAAAACCAAGGAGUACGAGAAGAAGGCUCAAGAGUAUGAGGAUAAGGCAAAAGAGUUUGAUAACAUGACUCAAGUUUAUGAGUGGAAGAUUAAGGAGAUGAAGAGAAUUGAAAGAAAGAAAAUUAAGGAGGCUAGGACAAUGGAAAGAAAUAUUUGGAUGAAAUUGCUGGUUGCACUGCUGGUUAUAGAGAAUGCGAAAAAGAAAACAUUGACAGGUUUUUGCUACUGGGGUGGGGAACGAAAGUUAAAUGCCAAUGGCACCUUCUUGUACAACGGUGGGACGUGUGUAGCUGUUCUACUUGAGGAAGGAAGUAAAAUAAAUGAGUUACGUGAGAAGGUUUGUGGUGCUCUUAACAUGAAUUUGGAAGGUAAAUUGUACUUUUAUAACACAAAGAGGGACAAGACGAAGUAUAUAACAUUAAAUGAUGACAACAGUGUUGCAAUGUUGUUCCACCUGAACGAAGAUGAUGUCGACUUGUUCGCAGAAGAUAUAAGACAAAAUAAUGACAAUAUCCUGACCUUUUACAAUUCAACAAGGGAAUCGAUGGUCACUGACAACAUUAGCUCGCCUGGAGGAACAGUGGCAGUACCUUCUCCCAGUCAGGUAAGCAAUAGUUGUAGCCAAGAGAUGGGGUUGGUACCGUACUUGCCGAAAAAUGCAAAUGAGAUAUUAACCGGGAAGGGUCAACUAUUUGAUAGCCCUGACCUAUUCAAGCAAUCAGUGCUACUAUUUGCUGCAUCGAACAAGUUUAGCUUCAAUUACUUGGAUAAUAGUAGAACGUACUACCGAUUGGUAUGUAAAGUAGUGGGGUGUCCUUGGAAGCUUACGGCAAAAUGUGAGGGUUCCACUGAUUUGGUUCGUGUCAUAAUGUUUAGGAAUGAACACCUACACAAUGCAGAAGAUGCUAGUAAUUAUAAGUUGAUCUUUCGCAGUCAACAAGUGGGCUUGCUUUUCAAAAACUGAAUUAUGGACAAGACUGGAU